UGUUGUUUAUUAGUUGCAAGGAGCGGUGGAUUCAUGAGGGUGGCGGCCGCGUGAGCGCCUUUCCUGCUCUGCAGACGAACGAGGCUCGUGGACUCUGACGUCGCGAGAACUUUCGCUACUGGCUGCAGAAGACAUGGCAGCGGACCGCAGUCCUGUGUGAACUGGAGGAAUCAAUCAAUGUGUUUGAGAGGAUUUUGACCGCUUUCCUUCCUUUUGUGUCCGCCCGCUGUCGACGUGUUGUCGUGUCUCUGCAACUCCCGGGCGUGAAGAGACACACAGACCCUCGUCAUUCUCUCGAACCCAGGGCCGGCUCUCCGGAGCGCUCCGUUAGCCGCUCUUCUCUUCUCUUCUCUUUCUUUUCUCAGUCAGCGCGGAGUGAAAAUGCAGCGGGGGGUCCGGACGGCCGCGCGCGGCAAACCCGGAUAACGAGCGGAUCAUUUUAUUUUGUGUACAGUCUCGUUUAUCAUCAGUUAGUAUCGCCAUCAACACACACACACUCCUGGAGGGAGUGAGAGAAGAGCCCCUUCCUUCCUCCGUGUGAUCUUCUUCCAGGCAAAAAAAAAAAAAAAGGAAGCGGACUUUCUGCGCUCCGGCGGCGGCGGCGGCGGUUCUCCGCUCGGCUCGUUUCUCGGAUCCUCCCCGCAUCAUGAGGGCGGUGCGGCGGCCGGAGAAGGAAGCAGAGCCUCGGCGCCCGGCUCCCUGAGACCCUCCUCGGACCCCUUGUCCUUCCCGGCGGAGUUUUUUCUCUCUCUCUCUCUCUCCGCCGAUCGAUUCUUCUCCGCUUCCCCCGAAUUGCCCCAAAAAUGCCUCGCGGAGCCCUGCGAUUUCCCUCCAUUUCCUUCUGAUACGGGACGUGUCACCGGAGACCCCUGAUUCCUGUCCGUCUGAGUCUGUCCCCUGCCUGUCGUGUCCCCGUGUGUCCCCCGUCCUCUGUCCCUCCCGCUCCCCGGAGGAGAAGAGCAAGAGGCUCGACAGGCGGGCGAUCCGUCAGGUUCGUUCUGGCCUCUUUCUUGUAUCACUCGCACUCGUCCGUCGAUCAACUUCCAGUCAGACUUGAAAAUUAAUCCUUGGAAUUCUAACGUUGUUUUGGAGUGUCAGAGCUACUGUUGAUUCAUGCACCUCGGGGUAUCUGAGUCCAUGAGAGAGCGCGAGUACAGUCAGAUCAGCACUCGCAGCUCGACGCCCAUGGAGUCCCCCCACCAGAAGAGAGUGCUCCGCAAGAAGUGGCAGGCCUUCCCGGGCCAGAACAAAUUCUACUGCGAUGGUAGGAUUAUGAUGGCAAGACAGACCGGUGUCUUCUACCUCACCCUGGUCCUCAUCCUGGUCACCAGUGGGCUCUUUUUCGCGUUUGACUGCCCGUUCCUGGCAUCGGCACUGAGUCCCGCCAUUCCUGCUGUUGGGGGGGUGCUCUUUGUCUUCGUCAUGGGGACGCUGCUCCGGACGAGCUUCAGCGACCCCGGCGUCCUGCCCAGGGCCACGCCUGAUGAGGCUGCCGACUUGGAGAGGCAAAUCGACGUCGCCAAUGGCUCCAGCUCCGGGGGAUUCCGGCCUCCCCCCAGGACGAAGGAGGUGCUCAUCAACGGGCAGACGGUGAAGCUCAAGUACUGCUUCACCUGCAAGAUCUUCAGACCACCUCGUGCCUCCCACUGCAGUCUGUGCGACAACUGUGUGGAGCGAUUCGACCACCACUGCCCCUGGGUGGGCAACUGCGUGGGCAGAAGGAACUACCGUUUCUUCUACAUGUUCAUCCUCUCGCUGUCCUUCCUCACCAUCUUCAUCUUCGCCUUUGUUAUCACCCACGUCAUCCUGCGGUCCCAAAGCUCGGGCUUCCUCACUGCAUUGAAAGACAGUCCUGCCAGCGUGCUGGAGGUGGUGGUUUGCUUCUUCUCCGUGUGGUCCAUAGUCGGCCUGUCUGGGUUCCACACUUACCUGAUCAGCUCCAAUCAGACCACGAACGAAGAUAUUAAAGGGUCGUGGUCAUCAAAGCGAGGGAAAGACAACUACAAUCCCUACAGCUAUGGCAACAUCUUCACAAACUGCUGUGCGGCACUCUGCAGCCCCCUUCCACCCAGUCUGAUAGACAGACGAGGCUUCAUCCAGCCAGACACGCCACAGCCUGCACCCCCCACCAACGGGAUCACCAUGUACGGAGCUACGCAGUCUCAGAGCCACAUGUGUGACCAAGACCAGUGCAUUCAGAGCACCAAAUUCGUUUUGCAGGCUGCGGCCACACCCUUGCUUCAGAGUGAGCCGGUCAUGAUGAGCGAUGAGCCCUCACUGCCGGGCCGGACCUCCCUGGGCGCAGCGUGUGCCUCCCUGCCCCUGGGCCAGCCCACCCCACCCACCUCCACUCCCAGUCUCAGCUGCGAUGCAGACCUGCUGCCCCUGCAGGGCAACCACGUCGAGGGGCAGCACCACUUCCUGACUCCAGAGGAGGCACCGUCCCCACCCGGCAUGCUGCACUGCGGCAGUCCCAUGGGCCAGGGCCACCCCCACGGUCACGCCCCCGGUCACGGUGUGCCCUUCUACAGCCCGGCCAGCCAAGACUCCCUGCACGAGGAUUCCGUCAGAGGGCUGGUCAAACUCAGCUCGGUCUAGUCCGUCCAUCCGUCUGUGCCCUACCCCACGUCCAGCUCUCAAAACCCCUCUCCAGUUCACCUUGCCAAAGCCCGGUUCAGUCCAGCGUCAUUUGGCUACCGACCAUCCCCAGAGCCCCGCUUGAGCAGCGUGGUGGUCGCCCUCGUCCUUCGAGCCGGGGUCGGCGCUCCAGCUGAGGGUGAACGCGCACGUUCACGGCGAGAUCCUCCGCUCCUCUCCAACCCUGUGGAGUUGUGGGAGUUGGCAGGGGGUUGGACACAUGCCGAGCGAGAUGGCAUCGCAUCAGGUGUCUCAAAGGAAUCAAGACACAAUGAUCAGGACUGCUGAACACUCAACAGAAAUGCUGCUUCUCUCUGCCUGUUCUGUUGUGGGUCUGGCCAGCGCUCCUCUCCGAAGCGGCACGAGGCCAAUGGGCCGACCGCACAUGGACCGUGCCGUUGCCUUUCUGUCGCACACUCCCUUGUGGACUGUUAAAGGUGAAAUCAGUAACUGAAGUUACUGUCUUGUGUUGCAUAUCAUUUAAUUUUUUUUUAUGUUUCAUGCUUAAAGAAAACAUGGUAUUGUGUUGUGCCAUACAGGGACAUUUUUUUUUCCUUCAGUUGUUGAACUUCCUGUGGAUAUUAAUAAAAUCACAACUUUUUAUCAGCAGUGUAGUCAAUCCUGAGGCUUAACUGAUCGUCCCCCCAGGAGAACCACGCAAGUGGUUCCUCCCUCCUUUGUCGUUGAUUUACACUGAACUGUCACCCGAAGUGCUGUAACGUACGACCUGGUCA
Scleropages formosus (Asian bonytongue) is the source of this 3371-nucleotide messenger RNA. RefSeq names its product probable palmitoyltransferase ZDHHC14. The record is from RefSeq and is a predicted model, not a curated record. The transcript has 10 exons. Gene Ontology annotation, biological process: peptidyl-L-cysteine S-palmitoylation; protein targeting to membrane. Gene Ontology annotation, cellular component: endoplasmic reticulum; Golgi apparatus. Gene Ontology annotation, molecular function: protein-cysteine S-palmitoyltransferase activity. Lineage: Eukaryota; Metazoa; Chordata; Actinopteri; Osteoglossiformes; Osteoglossidae. Bases 1114 to 2598 code for a protein of 494 amino acids.